Loa loa (African eye worm) is the source of this 450-nucleotide messenger RNA. RefSeq names its product core-2/I-Branching enzyme family protein. The coding region runs from base 1 to 450 and encodes 149 amino acids. The record is from RefSeq and is a predicted model, not a curated record. Gene Ontology annotation, molecular function: glycosyltransferase activity. Lineage: Eukaryota; Metazoa; Nematoda; Chromadorea; Rhabditida; Onchocercidae. The transcript is spliced from 2 exons. Gene Ontology annotation, cellular component: membrane.
AUGAGGCGUUCAUUGUGUGAUAUGCUGAACCGGCCAAAAAACCUUCUUCGGGAACGGGAACUAUAUACUGUUCAAUCUGAAAAAGUAGACGAGGAGAUUAGCAAUUCAUGUGAGGACAUUAAACAACGUGGAACAUAUCCGGAAAAUCCUGGAAGUGAAGAUGAAGAAAAAUUCCCAAUCGUUUUCAUUCGAGCCUAUUACGUCCAGAAAAUGCUAUUCAAUUUAAUGUAUGCUUCACAGAAUUUAUAUUACUACGCACUGGACAGUAAAUCCAGUGACCUCUUCCAUGAACAUAUGAGAAAUUUGUCGAAAUGUUUCUCAAAUGUAAUUUUAACGGGGACUGAAUAUGAAGUGGACAGCGCAGGACAUAAUAUGAUCAGAAGUUGUAUGGUUGGAAAUUGCGUGGCAAAAACCGAAAUGGAAAUAUGCUAUUUUACUCCAGGUAUAUAA